AGGAAAGCAAAACCCCAAAACUGGGGUUUGGGCUUCUUGGCGCCAUUAGAGCCAGUGAUUGUUCUUGAGAAAUCGAAGGAGAAAUGGCGGACCUGGCCUCUCCCAUGGAGAUCGAUCCUAGUUUUCCGAAGCCCACCGACUCUGGCGUGCAUAAAGGCAAGACCGCUGCCAUCUCCACUGGCUCCAAAUCAGCUCCUUGGGUCGAGAAGUACCGUCCUCAAUCCCUAGCCGACGUUGCCGCCCACCGUGACAUCAUUGACACCAUUGAUCGUCUGACAAAUGAGAACAAGCUACCGCACUUGCUGCUCUAUGGACCACCGGGGACGGGAAAGACAUCAACAAUACUGGCUGUGGCUCGGAAGCUCUAUGGAUCACAGUACCGCAACAUGAUCCUCGAACUCAAUGCCUCUGAUGAUAGGGGCAUUGAUGUUGUCCGUCAGCAGAUCGUUGAUUUCGCCAGUGCGCGCAGUCUCUCCUUCAGUGGGCAGGCUCCUGUGAAGUUGGUUCUGCUGGAUGAAGCUGAUGCUAUGACCAAGGAUGCGCAAUUUGCAUUACGUAGAGUGAUUGAGAAGCAUACCAAGAGCACUAGAUUUGCUCUCAUCUGCAAUCAUGUCAAUAAAAUUAUUCCAGCGUUGCAGUCGAGAUGCACAAGGUUUAGGUUUGCACCGCUUGACGCUACAUAUAUCAGAGAACGGAUUCAGUAUGUUAUAAAGGCUGAAGGGCUUGAUGUGGAUGAGGGUGGCCUGACAGCAUUAGUGCGCUUAAGCAAUGGUGACAUGAGAAAGGCUUUGAAUAUAUUGCAGUCAACACAUAUGGCUUCUCCACAUAUAACUGAAGAAGCUGUCUACCUGUGUACUGGGAAUCCUAUGCCCAAGGAUAUUGAGCAGAUAGCCUUCUGGCUUCUUAAUGAAUCAUUUACUACUAGUUUUAGAAAAAUAUCUGAUAUGAAAAUGAGGAAAGGACUUGCGUUGGUUGAUAUUGUCCGCGAGGUUACUAUGUUUGUGUUUAAGAUCAAAAUGCCAUCAGAUGUCCGAGUUAAACUAAUCAAUGAUUUGGCUGAUAUUGAGUAUAGACUGAGUUUUGGAUGCAACGAUAAGCUGCAGCUCGGGUCACUUGUUUCUACUUUCACAAAUGCCAGAUGUGCCAUCGUUGCUGCGGCCAAGUAACUCGCAAUCUAACGGCCUGACUUCACCGGCGUAAUAUCUAAUAGCAAGCUUUUUUUGAGAAACUUGAUGUAAAUUUUUAUCUAUUUGAGCUGCUCAGAAAGCUAGAAUUGAGACACUCUUGUAGCCAAGCUUGUCUCUAGAGUUUUUUAGUGGAUUAAAUAUGAGCGUAUGUUGUUUCAUGCUU
Messenger RNA from Dioscorea cayenensis subsp. rotundata (Guinea yam), 1350 nucleotides. Its product is annotated as replication factor C subunit 3-like. Gene Ontology annotation, biological process: DNA-templated DNA replication; DNA repair. Lineage: Eukaryota; Viridiplantae; Streptophyta; Magnoliopsida; Dioscoreales; Dioscoreaceae. The record is from RefSeq and is a predicted model, not a curated record. Gene Ontology annotation, molecular function: DNA binding; ATP binding; DNA clamp loader activity. Gene Ontology annotation, cellular component: nucleus; DNA replication factor C complex.